CCUGAACGGUUUGUGUUUUUAACCCUAAGCUUCGAGCAAUGUGAACGGAAGGAGAGGAGAAGAAUGAAGGAAAUGGAGGAGAAGAACAAGUCUUAACACCGUGCAAAAGAAUCAAGGAAUCUAUGCAUGUUUUCAAGGAUGGAUCGUUGAAAUCAAUUCAAAAUGGAAAAGAACAAAGCGAUGUUUCAUGCAAGGCCACUGGGAAUUUCCGCGCUGGCGAAAUCAAACGUAUUAUGUUUAGCGGAGCCAAAAUUAAAUCAGCGGCCCAAAAAUAAAACAAAAAGUUGAAGACGGUAAAAACAACAUUUAAGCCAACACGGAAAUAUCCAUCUAUGAGAGCGUCCCGCAUAUCAAGGCAGAAAAAUACAAGAAAGAAUUGAGGGUUUUUUCAAGGGCAGCUUUGCUCCCGGGACCGAGCAACUUUUUGCUGUAAUUCUUCAAUUUUUUAGUUUGUUUAGCCCCUCCUUUGAUUUGUGAUUUCCCGAUGAUUUUGCCGGGUUGAAUUCUUGCAGUCGAUUUUGGCGGGAGGGGUGAUUUACUUAGGGCUAGGAUUUCCAUGUAAAUUGGCAGGGGAAAGUCUGGAUUUGAAGAGAUGGGUGACAGUGCCGUGCAGAAUCCUUUGGUGGAUUUGGAAGCUCCAGAUGAUCGGAUCGAACUUGAUGAGUUUAUGAGCAUCUUGCAAGAGGAACCCCUUCAGUCAUAUGAUUUACAAGAGAAUCCCAUUGCUGUUCCGCAAUAUAAUUUUUUUGAGAACCAGGUAAAGCCUUUACCACGGGAGAAUGGUGAUGACCAUCAAUCCAAUAAUUACGUGCCUCUAGUGGGUUUGGUCCAUUUGGAAUCCUUGAACCACACUUACUCCCAACAACAUAAUGAAGCUUCAUUGAACUCACAACUCCCCAAGGAUGCUGAUAUGCAAAAAUUUUACGGCCUCCAAGGUGCUGGUGAGUCUUCUCUUUCUGAAUUGCUGGAUGCAUCGGUAUCAGAUUGCUUGAAUUUAAGUGCAGGUGACAGUUCCCAACCAGAUGAUCAAUGUGGUAGUGCUGGUAGUUCACAGUCAGAUCUUUAUGAAGAUUACCUGGAUGAGCUGAUUCCUUUUGCUGAUUCUGAAAGACCUCAGCAGACAAGUGGCUCAGAUUUGACACCUGAUUGGAUCUCCCUGUCAAUUUCAGAUAAUAACAAUUUGAUAGAUGUUCCUUCUUUAAAUCCUUCGAAUACAGCAAGAGAGGCGAAAAUGUUUGGUGGGAUUAAUGGUAGUUCCUAUUCACAAAAUCUAAAAUUAAAUCCAAACAAUAUUGACAAGUCUGUUCCAGAAAGGAGUUGCCAGGUACCGGCAACAAGGGAGCUGGUUGACCUUACUCAGACAGAUAGUGACGAUGAAAUUGAAAUAAGGACAGAACAAUUUGGAAACAAUUUCGGAUAUAAUGGGGAUAAUGCUGAUGCUUUCAGAAAACAUCACUCUUGGGGUCAAAAUGGGAAUAAUGUUGAUGUUCGAAAACUUCCCUCGUGGUGUCAAAAUGGGGAUAAUGUUGAUGUUAGAAAACUUCCUCCUUGGGGUCAGACAUCAGGGAAAAGCUUAAUGAAAAAAGAUUGCAUGCAUGCAGAAUCUAAAGAACCAUCCUGGAGGAACUCGACCCUUACAGAUACUUCGGAUUGGAAUAGUAGAAAGCCACCUAUUAAUGCACAAGAAAGAAGAGUACUUGGGAUACAAUCUCAGGGGGUUUCAGGAGCUGCUGUAGGUCAUGGAAUAUUUAAAGAAAAGAAUUCAGUUACAGGGAAUUCUUAUCAGCAUGGUGAUUUUAAAUUUGAACAAGUACAUCAGGUCAAGGAGGAAUGGACAAGUGGAGUCUCUUUCUCUAAUUGGAAAUCAGGUCCUGUGAAUCUUGAGAUGGAGGCCAAUGAAAAGCCUACCUCAUAUUUGAAUGAUGAUUCAGAUACAGAGAUUCCUGAUAACAACGUUAGACGGCAUCUUCCUCCGAAUUUAGCUCCUGGAAUCCCCUGGACAAAGACAGAGGAUGAAAGACAAGCUUACAAAGCAGCACUUCAGGACUUGGCUCAGCCAACAUUGGAAGCAAGCCCUGAUGAUGGCCUUUUGGCUGUUUCUUUGCUUAGGCACCAGAGGAUUGCCUUGGCAUGGAUGGUUCAAAAGGAGACAAGCAAUAUACAUUGUGCUGGGGGAAUUCUUGCAGACGAUCAGGGGCUUGGGAAGACAGUGUCAACAAUUGCUCUAAUUUUGAAGGAGAGACCAGCUUACCAAUUUCUUCAGGAAGAUACAAGUAAAGUAAAACUUGAAACAUCUGCAGUCAAUCUUGAUGAAGAUGAUGUGACGGCAAAAGACUUUGAAAGGAAUUCAACAAAUAACAGUUCAAAUGAUUUGACUUCGAAGGAAAGCACACAUCCUGUAAAGAAAGGCCGCCCUUCUGCUGGUACUUUAGUUGUGUGUCCAACAAGCGUUCUAAGACAAUGGGCACAGGAAAUCCAAGACAAGGUGACAACCAAAGCCAAUGUGUCUGUUCUAGUGUAUCAUGGGAGCAACAGGACAAAGGAUCCUAAUGAGCUGGCAAAAUAUGAUAUUGUUCUAACUACUUACAGCAUUGUAAGUCUGGAGGUUCCAAAACCAGAAUUAGGUGAUGAUCAUGAGGAAUCAGAAAGAAAUCGAGACGAUUGUGGCUUAAUCGAUGCUUUUACUGACAAGAAGAAGAAGAAGAAGAACAAUUCAGAGACUGCUAAGAAAAAGAAUAGAAAAGGAGGGAGUGAUUCCUCAAGUGAACUUAUUCCUCGUCCUCUUGCAAAAGUGGGAUGGUUUAGGGUGGUGCUGGAUGAAGCUCAGAGCAUAAAGAAUCAUAGGACUCAGGUUGCUAGAGCAUGUUGGGGUUUGCGAGCUAAAAGAAGGUGGUGUCUAUCUGGGACACCAAUCCAAAACUCGAUUGAUGAUCUUUACAGCUACUUCAGGUUUCUCAAGUAUGAUCCUUUUGCUAUUUACAGGUCAUUUUGUUCAGAAAUAAAGAUGCCGAUUUCCAGAAAUCCAUCAGCAGGAUACAAAAAGCUGCAACUUGUUCUAAAGAAAAUAAUGCUCCGGCGAACAAAAUGUACUUUCAUUGAUGGAGAGCCUAUUAUAAAUUUACCACCAAAAACUGUUACCUUGAAGAAAAUUGAGUUCUCUUUGGAAGAGCGUGAAUUCUAUCAGAAACUUGAGAUAGACUCUCAAGCUCGAUUCAAGGUGUAUCAAGAUGCUGGAACUGUGAAACAGAACUAUGUUAACAUAUUAUUGAUGUUAUUACGUCUUCGUCAGGCAUGUGAUCAUCCUCUUCUUGUUAAAGCAUGCUCAUCUGAUACCACUUGGAGAUCGUCUGCAGAAAUAGCAAAGAAACUGCCUAGCGAAAAGCUGAGUGAACUCAUAAAUAGUUUGGAAGGUUCAUUGGCUAUCUGUGGAAUAUGUAAUGAUGCCCCAGAAGUAGCUGUUGUUACUCUCUGCGGUCAUGUAUUUUGCAAUCAGUGCAUAUUAACCCACCUCACUCAGCCUGAUGAAGCUAUUUGUCCUUCCCCAAAUUGCAAGUGUCAGCUGAAAGCAGAUUCAGUAUUCUCUUUAGCCACUUUACAGAAUACCAUACAGAAACGUGUUUUGGGUGAUCAAAUUACUGAUGGGACUUUGGAAUGUUCGUCAGACGAAUCAGUUACAGAUUCCCAGGAUAUGGAGAUAACUUCAUCAAAGAUUAAAGUUGUUCUGGAUACUCUGCAAGCUCUUCAAAGGGUACGCACUGGUGUCCCAUGGAGCCCUUCUGUCAAUAAUAUGGAUAAAGAUGCAGGUUAUCAGGGCAGCAUGCCAGAUGAUAUUCUACAUGAGAAUGCAAGCGAAUUGUCUGAGGAAAUAAAUCCAGAUAUGCAGCCAAGUCAGAAGAAGCGCAUCAUAGAGGCUCCAGAAAAAGCAAUAGUAUUUUCCCAAUGGACUAGCAUGCUUGAUUUGCUUGAGGGUCAACUCAAAAAAUCAUGCAUUCAGUAUAGAAGAUUGGAUGGAACAAUGUCUGUGCUAGCAAGGGACAAAGCUGUGAAUGAUUUCAAGACAUCUCCAGAGGUAACUGUGAUGAUAAUGUCCCUAAAAGCUGCAAGCCUUGGUCUCAACAUGGUUGCUGCCUGUCAUGUUCUCCUCCUUGACCUUUGGUGGAAUCCAACAACCGAAGACCAAGCUAUUGACAGAGCACAUCGAAUCGGACAAACACGCCCUGUCCAGGUUUCUCGGUUUACUGUUAAAGAUACUGUUGAAGACCGUAUUUUAGCUUUGCAGGAACGAAAACGAUUAAUGGUUGCCUCAGCAUUUGGGGAGGAUGAAUCUGGUGGUCGUCAAUCACACCUUACAGAAGAAGACUUGAGAUACCUUUUUAUGACUUGAGUCCGUGUUGCUAAUAGAUUGAUGGGGUAGGGAUUAGAAACAAUUGUGCAGGAGUUGAGGAACGAAUUUGUAGUCAUUCUAUAAUGUAUCUUUACUUUUUUGCUGCCCGAGAAAUAGUUCUGGGAAUGCACUGUUACAAGUUGUACAUGGAAGUAAUUUUUUGAGCUGUAUGCUCCGUACCAUUAACAUUGCUGUCCUGGAAGGGUUGCUUGCAGGCUGGCUAACAUGAGUUUUUGUUCAUACGAAAUGAUGUGUUUGACUAUAUCCCUAUCUGAUGCCAGCCCUCGGUUAUCAGGAGAAUUCUUAAGUAUGAACUUAAAAGAUGGUAACAUCUCAGAUGUACCCUUGCAUUGGGCUUCAGUUCUCAGAAUUCAACAUUUUUCUGUAAAAGGAUGUUCAUCUACUUUACAGUAUUGACAUGUAUGAGAAAUUUUGGAGGCAUCUAUCUUUGGAAGCA
Molecule: messenger RNA, 4841 nt
Organism: Cryptomeria japonica (Japanese cedar)
Lineage: Eukaryota; Viridiplantae; Streptophyta; Pinopsida; Cupressales; Cupressaceae
Product: helicase-like transcription factor CHR28
Exons: 12
Coding region: 593-4384 (1263 amino acids)
Molecular function (GO): ATP-dependent chromatin remodeler activity; ATP binding; metal ion binding
Source: RefSeq, a predicted model, not a curated record